Messenger RNA from Alternaria atra, 627 nucleotides. RefSeq lists its product as uncharacterized. The coding region runs from base 1 to 627 and encodes 208 amino acids. The transcript has 2 exons. Gene Ontology annotation, biological process: endoplasmic reticulum to Golgi vesicle-mediated transport. Lineage: Eukaryota; Fungi; Ascomycota; Dothideomycetes; Pleosporales; Pleosporaceae. The record is from RefSeq and is a predicted model, not a curated record.
AUGUCAAGUAGAUUCAGCAGCCGCGCCGACGCGCGCGACGACCUCUUCUCCUCGUACAACCGCAGCGCCUCGCCCUCGAAAUCAAAAAACAAAGCUCGCGCAAGCCCUUACAAUGCUGGCUCUGGCUACGGCUACACACCACCUUCUUCUGCCGACGGGCCAGGCUUUGGCGCGUAUCCUGGUGCGAGUGGAACUAAGGCGAAUGGGAGUCUGUAUCCUGGGAAUGGAGGAGGUGGUUAUGGGGGGUAUGGUGUAGGAGGAGGAAGUGGAAGGGGGAGUGAUGACGGAAGAGAUGGCAUAUAUCGGGCUGCGACACCGAAUUCAAGAGGACAGUAUUCUGCGGCUGUGUUGGAUGAGUUGGAGAGUCAGAAUGAUGAGCAUGUUGGGGUUUUGACCAGCAAGGUUAAGAUGUUGAAGGAUUUGACCCAUCUUAUCGGAGACGAAAUCCGAGAUUCCACCACCCUCGCCGAGAAGAUGAACGAUCAGUUUGAGAACUCGAGACACAAGAUCAAGGGCACUAUGAAUCGUAUGUUGAGGAUGGCGCAGAAGACGGGUGUCGGGUGGAAGGUUUGGGUUGGGUUCUUUGCUGCGGUUAUAUUGCUGUUUUGGUGGGUGUGGUUGGGUUGA